Messenger RNA from Oldenlandia corymbosa var. corymbosa, 3208 nucleotides. NCBI's taxonomy places the organism in Eukaryota, Viridiplantae, Streptophyta, Magnoliopsida, Gentianales, Rubiaceae. The record is from the annotation of a GenBank genome assembly.
UUAAAGCGAAAAAAAAUUAAAGAGGGAAAAAUUGUUUUCUUUCUUUAAAUUAAGAAAAAAGAAAAGCAAUUGUAUAUAUAUUUUAGAGAGAGAAAGAGGGAGGGAGAGAGAGAGAGAGAGAGAGAGGAGAAAAGUGCGUUUGUCUAUAUUUUUUGGUUGUUUGCUGCUGAAAGAGGGAAAGGACUCGUGGAAGCUCUGAAGCUCCGAUGCGUGUAAACUGCUGACCGAAAAAUGGCGAGAUCACGCAUUAAAUUGAACAAUUCCUUAUUCCUAUCGAAGCUUCUUGCUGCUGCAAUCUCGAUCCCACCGUUAUUCGCACCCUAACGUCACGGCCUCUUUUAUUACCAUCUUCUUCCGGUUCGGUGCCGAAUUCCUGUAAUUCGCACAAUCUCAAUUUUUUUUUUUUGGCCUUUUAAUCAGAAAUGGCGGUGGAUGGGGCGGCGAAGGUGUUGUACAUAGUUGUGGUGGACGGCGAGGAUGAGGAUUUGGAAGGGAGUAAAUUGGAUGAUGGAAAACACUCUUUUCGGUACACGCGGUCGGUGUUGCAGAGCACUCUGCAACUCAUGGGAUGCAAGCCUCGUCAUGCUUUUAAGAUUAGUCAACGGGUUUUUGAGAGGAUCAGAAGUGAAUAUCCUGCUGAGAACGUGGUUGAAUUUGGUUCAGAGAUUUUAGGACUCGGUGCUUCAAAGGUACACUCUGCGAAGGAGAAUGAUGAUUUUGUUGAGCAAUGGGGAAAAGAAAAUGGAGUUGCCCAUUCUGUUCAAAGGGAUGAUACUGAAAGCACCCUGCCUUUUGAGUUGUAUAAGAGGCGUACAACUGUAGUUGUUAAAAGAGAGAUAUUCCUAGAUAUCGUUUGUGAUGCUCUUGCUGAGUACAAAUAUGUUGGUCUCAAUCAAAGGGCUGAUUUGGUUUUAGCUUGCAGACUCCGUGAAAGAAAAGAAUCAGUUACUGUGCUGUUGUGUGGCACUAGCGGCUGUGGCAAAUCUACUUUGUCUGCAUUGCUGGGUAGCAGAUUGGGGAUUACAACAGUCAUAUCUACAGACUCUAUUAGGCAUAUGAUGAGGAGUUUUGUUGAUGAAAAGCAAAACCCCCUGCUAUGGGCCUCGACUUACCACGCCGGUGAGUAUUUAGAUCCAGUCGCAGUUGCUGAAGCAAAAGCCAAGAGAAAAGCAAAGAAAACUGCUGGCAUUUCAACUCCUCCAUUGUCAAAGGAUGAGAUGAUUGACGGUUCUUCUGUACGGAAAUCAUCCAUGGAAGGCAAUUCCAGCUCUGUUGAAUUGAUCAGUCAAAAACAGAUGGCAGUUGAAGGAUUCAAAGCCCAAAGUGAGAUGGUCAUUGAUAGCCUCGACCGCCUUAUUACUGCUUGGGAAGAGAGGAAACAGUCUGUUGUGGUGGAGGGUGUUCAUUUGAGCCUUAAUUUCGUGAUGGGCCUCAUGAAGAAGCAUCCUUCUAUCAUACCAUUUAUGAUUUACAUUUCAAAUGAGGAAAAACAUCUUGAAAGAUUUGCAGUCCGAGCAAAGUAUAUGACUUUGGAUCCAGCUAAAAACAAGUAUGUUAAAUACAUACGAAACAUCAGAACAAUCCAAGAAUAUCUGUGCAACAGAGCUGAUAAGCACUUAGUGCCCAAGAUAAAUAAUACAAACGUUGACAAAAGUGUGGCAGCCAUCCAUGCGACAGUCUUCAGUUGUUUGCGUAGGCGUGAAGCAGGAGAUCAACUUUAUGAUCCAUUAACAAAUACAGUUGCAGUCAUAGCUGAGGAAUACAAGAAUCAGUGUGCUGCCAAUUCCAUAACCUCCAAAGGAAUGUUCCAACUGAUCCAACGGAAAGGUUCUUCAAGGCAUUUGAUGGCUCUUUUGAAUAAUGAUGGAUCUGUAGCAAAGGCUUGGCCUGUCAACUCUGUAGAUGAGAAUGGAAAGCCUAUUUUUGCUAUGUACGGUCCAUUGCAAAUAGAUAAGGCUGAGCCUGUUAAUCUGCAGUUUGGCAACUUUGGGAUCAGUGCUUGGCCCAGCGAUACAGGUGGCACUAGCCGUGCCAGCAGUGUGGAUGAGUCCAGGGGUGAUUUGACGGACAAUGGUAGCAGAUAUCACUCAUCAUGCUGCAGCUCUCCGCGGUUCUCUGAGGGUGCUGCAAAGGAGCUCAAGGAGGAAGAAUCUGUGCAUGGCAGUGAUGAAGAGGUUGAUGAGUCUCCUGAAGAAGGAAGUGAUGAGGAUUUCAGUGAUGGUGAGAAGGAGAUUCAGGAAGAGAUGGAGGGCUCUGUGGACGAGGGGUCGACAAAAUCUGAUGAAGAGUAUGAUGACCUUGCCAUGCAAGAUAUCCCAGAGAAUGGUUAUUUGCCUGAUGAUGAAGAGUCUGCCAACAAACUGUUUUCAAAUUUGAACUUGUCGGAUGAUAUCAAAAAGCAGCCAAGCACUGAUGAAGCACAUGGAGAAAAAUACAAACGAAAUCUGGAUUUGUUCUUGAGGAACCACAAAGGUGAAAAUCAAUUGGGGCCGCCAGCACGAUCCUACUCUUCUUUACUCAGAGACAAGAAUGAGAAAAAGGUUCCAAAUUCUGGUACCCCAAGAACAAGGAAACGAUCCCUGAGCAUUCCCCCCUUUGGAAAACAUGGAUCCCUUGAAAAUAAUCCUAACUUCCGAGCAGGAUCACUGCUAAGAUAGUCUCAGAUGAUCACAAAUUCCUUUGUGAAGCUUUUGUUUUCUUCAUUCCGUAGGAUAGCUGACUCUUUGUUGCUCCUUCCCCACCCAUCCCCCUUAGUUUGAAGUUAGUUGGUACCUUAUAACUUGAGCUUUUCUUGAGGGAUGCUUUGGAUGAUGAAACUUAUCAGAUCAUUCUUCUUUAAAAAAGCUUGUUUUCUGAAUAUAAUUCCCCCUGGAAAUGUUAAUAUGAUCAAUUUGUUGACAUUGUUCAGAACAGAUUUACAUGACAAUCAAGCCUUUUCAUUUGGAGGUUUGAAUCUGAAAGAUACUUGUCAGAUAUGUAAAACUGCGGGGUAGAGCCAUUUUGAAGAUGGCGAGCAUAAAAGGGAAUCAAGGUUCAAAGAAAGAAAGUAACCUCAUCCGAGCAUUAAACCAUUUGCAACUUCCCGUUUUCUGCAUCUGUAUUUGCAUUCAACUGUGUUUAUUGUGGCCACAAGAACUGAUAAUACUUCCAUUUUAUGGGAAAAGGUCUUCUCAGUUCCCUAAAGGACGAAACGACCGUCACUCCAGUC